Boeremia exigua is the source of this 525-nucleotide messenger RNA. RefSeq lists its product as uncharacterized. The transcript has 3 exons. Bases 1 to 525 code for a protein of 174 amino acids. NCBI's taxonomy places the organism in Eukaryota, Fungi, Ascomycota, Dothideomycetes, Pleosporales, Didymellaceae. The record is from RefSeq and is a predicted model, not a curated record.
AUGGCCACCCUCUUUGCCCAACCCGCAGCUCGUUUCACCCCCUCUGCCUCUCCACCAACCACCAUCCCACCCAUGGUCUAUCGCAUUCAUCGCGCCUCCGCACAAACCCGAUAUUCUUUCUCCACUGGAUUUGCAGCCAAGAAUCAGACCACAAUACUCAACUAUACAUCCGCGCUCAGCCGCUUCGGCCUUGCGCACCUAAAUCGUCAGACCAACAUCAGCUCACCCUUCAUCAGCGUGUACGACAGCUUGCCGCACGCAGAGAACGUGGCGCAGCAUUUGGCGGAAAAAUGGGGCGAGGAGGUCUUGGUCGUCAGUGUGGACACCAAGCACUUUGCGCGAGGUCCUGUGUUUCGCGCUGCGGAUCUCCUCAAGGAUACUGACGACAAUGCUGACGAGUGGCUGCACUGGGGCGAGUACCUUAUCAUGUACCGUAUUCCUGCUCAAGCUAUUCGAGAUCAGACGCCAGUUGGUAGAGCCAAAAAGGAGACUUGGAGAACGGUAGGCGUUAUAGGCGCAGCUUGA